Molecule: messenger RNA, 1957 nt
Organism: Dendrobium catenatum
Lineage: Eukaryota; Viridiplantae; Streptophyta; Magnoliopsida; Asparagales; Orchidaceae
Product: CBL-interacting protein kinase 23
Exons: 14
Coding region: 382-1710 (442 amino acids)
Biological process (GO): protein phosphorylation; signal transduction
Molecular function (GO): protein kinase activity; ATP binding
Source: RefSeq, a predicted model, not a curated record
CGUGUCUAGGCGCCGCGUGCGGUUUCCUUCCAGUCUUUAAAAUCUCCUGUAAACGGAUUUCCCGGGCGCAGAGCUAUAGAAAGAAAGAGAGAACAUAGCCUGAUCUUAUUCUUUAGGGUUUACGAUGGCUUCGAGAACCAGCAGCGGAACUCUUCUCUUGCCGCCGUCGCCAUUCCGGGCUUGGCUUUCCUACUUUGCAAUUGAGAGCGUUAUUUUUGAUCCUCUUUAGAUCUGCUCUAGCGUUUCCAGUGGGAAAGAGAAAUUAAUGUGUUGACAGAGGCGAGUGUGUUUGCUCUGAAACAAUAGGAGGUGGUGAUUGCUUGGUGUUUAUUAGGGUUUCAGCUGAAUUUGGUGGAAGGAAGUGCUAGCAGAGUGGGGAGGAUGAACUCGAGCGGGAAAAUUAAGGUGGGGAGGUACGAAUUGGGGAGAAUGUUGGGGGAGGGGUCUUUCGCAAAGGUCAAGUUCGCGAAGAACGUGGAGACGGGUGAGAAUGUGGCUAUAAAGAUUCUUGAUAAGGAAAAUGUCCUACGGCACAAAAUGAUCGGCCAGAUCAAACGCGAGAUUUCAACAAUGAAGCUGAUUAAGCACCCAAAUGUUAUACGCAUGUUUGAGGUGAUGGCAAGCAAGACAAAGAUAUAUAUUGUAUUGGAGUUUGUGACGGGUGGUGAACUUUUUGAUAAAAUUGCAACCUGGGGAAGGAUGAAGGAGGAUGAAGCAAGGAAGUAUUUUCAACAGCUAAUCAAUGCUGUGGAUUAUUGUCAUAGCAGGGGUGUCUAUCAUAGAGACCUGAAGCCAGAGAAUCUGUUGUUGGAUUCUAAUGGGGUCCUCAAAGUCUCAGACUUUGGACUAAGUGCCCUACCUCAGCAAGUUCGAGAUGAUGGCCUGUUGCACACAACAUGCGGAACACCAAACUAUGUCGCUCCAGAGGUGAUUAACAACAAGGGUUAUGAUGGAGCCAAGGCAGAUCUUUGGUCGUGUGGUGUGAUUCUUUUUGUCCUCAUGGCGGGUUAUUUACCUUUUGAAGAUUCCAACCUUAUGUCCCUAUACAAAAAGAUCUUCAAAGCGGAUUUCAGUUGUCCUUCUUGGUUCUCCACCAGUGCAAAGAAACUUAUCAAAAGAAUUUUGGAUCCCAAUCCUCAAACUAGAAUAACAAUUGCAGAAGUCAUAGAAAAUGAAUGGUUUAAGAAAGGAUAUCAAGCCCCAAGUUUUGAAACGGCAGAUAUUAGCCUCGAUGAUGUGAAUGCCAUUUUCAAUGAAUCAGGGGAGCCACAAAAUCUUGUUGUUGAGCAUAGGGAAGAAAGACCUGCUCUGAUGAAUGCAUUUGAGCUUAUUUCUACAUCCCAGGGUUUGAAUCUUGGCACCUUGUUUGAGAAGCAGAUGGGAUUUGUUAAAAAGGAGACAAGAUUUGCAUCAAAAGCACCUGCGGCAGAAAUACUUUCAAAAAUUGAGGAAGCAGCCAAACCAUUGGGAUUUAACAUUGAGAAGCGAAAAUAUAAGUUGAAGUUGCAAGGUGAAAAAUGUGGAAGAAAAGGUCCUUUAGCCAUUGCAACAGAGGUUUUUGAAGUUGCACCAUCUUUGAACAUGGUGGAGCUCCGCAAGGCAAAUGGUGACACUCUCGAAUUUCACAAGUUCUACAAUAACAUUUCAGUAGGCCUCAAAGAUAUAGUCUGGCAUACAGCGAGAGAAGAGGAGCAGGCUAAAGUCCAUUAGAUUAAUGGAUAAAUUAUGCAAAUGCUUGAACAUCUCUUGAUUCAAAUCUGGCACAUAUGUCAAGAAAUAAAAAAUAUAGUUAUGCAAUAGCUAUGUAGAAAUCUUGAUUUUCUCCACCACUUGGGAAUUUUGUAGAAUUUUCUUUCAUGUAAUGAGUUGUCUUCCCAAUGUUAUUCUCAUUUCACGCCAAAGUGUUGUAAUCAUACUGUUGUGAGCUCAAAAAAUUUACGCCCCGGCCUCCCUGUCC